Molecule: messenger RNA, 1605 nt
Organism: Sphenostylis stenocarpa
Lineage: Eukaryota; Viridiplantae; Streptophyta; Magnoliopsida; Fabales; Fabaceae
Source: the annotation of a GenBank genome assembly
AUGGCAGGACAACUGGGAGUGUUGAAUGCACUUGAUGUGGCCAAGACACAAUGGUACCACUUCACAGCAAUUGUGAUAGCAGGAAUGGGCUUCUUCACUGAUGCCUAUGACCUCUUCUGCAUUUCCCUCGUCACCAAGUUGUUAGGGAGACUAUACUACACACAACCAGGUGCACCAAAGCCAGGAACUCUUCCUCCAAAUGUUCAAGCUUCUGUCGUUGGUGUUGCACUUUGUGGUACCUUAGCUGGCCAACUAUUCUUUGGUUGGCUUGGUGACAAAAUGGGGAGAAAAAGAGUCUAUGGCCUCACUCUUGCGCUCAUGGUGGUGUGCUCCAUUGCCUCAGGACUCUCCUUUGGGUCAACUCCAAAGGGUGUCAUCGGCACACUUUGCUUCUUCAGGUUUUGGCUAGGGUUUGGGAUUGGUGGUGACUACCCUCUUUCUGCCACAAUCAUGUCUGAAUACGCCAACAAAAGAACUCGUGGGGCAUUCAUUUCGGCAGUCUUUGCCAUGCAAGGGUUUGGAAUCUUGGCUGGUGGAGUAGUGACUUUGGUUGUUUCCUAUUCAUAUGACCGAAAGUACAAGCUUCCCACUUAUGAACAAAAUCCACAAGCAUCUGUGGUGCCAUCAUUUGACUAUGUUUGGAGAAUAAUUUUGAUGUGUGGUGCAGUUCCAGCUGCACUCACCUACUACUGGCGCAUGAAAAUGCCUGAGACUGCACGUUACACAGCUCUUGUGGCUAAGAAUGCAAAACAAGCUGCAGCAGACAUGUCUAAAGUGUUGCAAGUGGAACUUGAAGCUGAAGAGGAGAAGUUGCAGAAACUGACACAGGAAGAGGGCCACAACUAUGGUUUGUUCAGCAAGCAAUUUGUCAAACGCCAUGGCCUGCAUUUGGUUGGAACCACCACCACUUGGUUCUUGCUGGACAUAGCAUACUAUAGCCAGAACCUUUUCCAAAAGGACAUCUUCAGUGCAAUUGGGUGGAUCCCUCCAGCACAGGAAAUGAAUGCAAUUCAUGAGGUAUACAAGAUUUCAAGAGCACAAACACUUAUAGCAUUGUGCAGUAUUGUGCCAGGUUACUGGUUCACAGUGUUAUUUAUUGAUUACAUAGGCCGUUUUGUCAUCCAAUUGAUGGGGUUCUUCUUCAUGACCGUGUUCAUGUUUGCUUUGGCUAUACCAUAUGAUCAUUGGACUAAGAAAGAAAACAGAAUUGGGUUUGUGGUGAUCUACUCUCUCACCUUUUUCUUCGCCAACUUUGGUCCUAAUGCCACCACAUUUGUUGUGCCAGCAGAGAUCUUUCCUGCAAGGUUAAGGUCAACUUGUCAUGGAAUCUCUGCAGCUUCUGGAAAGGCAGGUGCAAUUGUGGGAGCAUUUGGGUUCCUAUAUGCUGCACAAAGCAAGGACCCUUCCAAGACUGAUGCAGGGUACCCUACAGGGAUUGGGGUUAAGGACUCACUCAUUAUGCUUGGGGUUAUCAAUUUCUUUGGAAUAUUGUUCACCUUGCUGGUUCCAGAAUCAAAGGGGAAGUCACUGGAGGAGUUGAGUGGGGAGAAUGAUGAAGAUGGUGCUGCUGAGUCUGAAGUGUCUUCUAGGAUAGUUUCUGUUUGA